Messenger RNA from Astyanax mexicanus (Mexican tetra), 7415 nucleotides. It is a transcript of the gene sp4, whose product is annotated as sp4 transcription factor. NCBI's taxonomy places the organism in Eukaryota, Metazoa, Chordata, Actinopteri, Characiformes, Acestrorhamphidae. The record is from RefSeq and is a predicted model, not a curated record. Bases 446 to 2692 code for a protein of 748 amino acids. The transcript has 6 exons. Gene Ontology annotation, biological process: regulation of transcription by RNA polymerase II. Gene Ontology annotation, molecular function: RNA polymerase II cis-regulatory region sequence-specific DNA binding; DNA-binding transcription factor activity, RNA polymerase II-specific.
CAAAAAAGCCAUAGCAGAGGGUUUUUUAUAUAUAUCUAACUGUAGCUCCAGCUAAUGCAAUUGUGCAUGAAAAAAAAAGUGUGAUGGAGGUUUUUUAUUUUUGCAAUAUCGCAGAGUGAACGCAGCGGAUCCGGCGAGCGGCGAGACGCACCGGGAGGACGGGGAUUAUUAACGUUAAAGCUUGGCUAAAAUAAGACUCACAUAGGAAAAAAGAGCGGGGCGUAUUUUUUCCUGCGUUCACUCGAUAUUUAAAUACAAGUGGGUGGGCCUUAAACGCGAGGCUGGAGCGUUAGUUAACUAGCUAGCUGCUACAAUAACUUGGAUUUGGACGCGUUUCGUCGGAGGACAAGAGGAAAAAGAGGGAGAGGGAAGGCAGAAAAAGAGAAAAUUCGCAGGCUGAAGAAGAGACAGACGCCCGCUUUCCAAAGAUCAGAAGAAGGAAGCCAUGGCCACGGACGGGGGGAAAUCGGGUGGAGGUGAAAGGACCACCAAAGGGAAGACCCCCGGAUCACAGGACGCACAGCCGUCGCCCCUCGCUCUGCUUGCAGCCACAUGUAGUAAAAUCGGAGGUGUAGGCGGGGAGGGUCAGCACGGAGCACAGCAGCAGAUCAUCAUAGACCCCAGCCAGGGUUUGGUGCAGCUCCAGAACCCCCCUCAGCAGCUGGAGCUUCUGCCGGCCCAGUUCACAGGAAAUGGCUGGCAGAUCAUCGCAGCCUCACCCGCUGCUGCCACCACCACCACUAUGGCCAAGGACAACAUGCAGACGACCAGUGUGGCCACUGUAGCGACCACAGCAAACGUGGUGGCUGUGGACGGCACGCAGGGCCGGAAGGUCAAAACGAUUGGCGCCAACAAUGCCAGUGUGGGGCAGCAGCAACAGCAGCAGCAGCAACAGCAGUUUCAGAUCAUCCAGGUGCAGAACAUGCCCAAUUCGACCGGAGGGAUCCAGUAUCAGGUGAUCCCACACAUCCAGACUGCUGACGGUCAGCAGAUCCAGAUAAACCCCAGCAACCCCACAGCCUUAAGCGUCCAGCCUGAGCAGAUCCAGCUCAUUUCUGCUGGGAACAACCAAGCCAUCCUCGCCGCUCCACAGAGGGCGACCUCUGCCAGCAUCGUGGCCCAGAAUGUGAACAGUCAGGCCAUUCCGCUGCAGAUCCGCCCAUCAUUUCCGCUCCAGGUGCAGACGAUCCAGGGCGCACAAGCACCAAUGGUGACGACGUUACCCAUAAACAUAGGCGGCGUCACGCUAGCUCUGCCCGUCAUCAACAAUGUGGCUGCGGGUGGAGGAUCUGUCCAGCUGGUCCAGACAAGCGAUGGCAGCAUUGCUAAUGGCAACCAGUUGAUUGCUACCCCUGUCUCAAGCGCAGUCAGUGGAGCAGAAACCGCAGUCGUCGCCACCUGCACAACUACGUCUGGCGUCGUAGAGUCCAUCGUCACAACCACCGCUGAUGCCGCGGCCACCGCCGCCUUGGAAUCAGGCGUGGAGUGUCAGAAAGAUGGCCAGAGCUCAGACGGCCAAGGCACAACCCAGUCUAAUGGGCUUCAGCCCACGCAAGAGCAGCCAGCUCAGGUGCAGCAGUUUCAAAUCGUUUCUCCCCCGAUGUUGCAGCAGUUCCAGAUCCAGCAGCCCCAGCAACAACAGCAACAGCAGCAGCUGGUCCAGGGCUCCAUCCAGCUUCAGCCAGGCCAGACCCUGCAGCCAGUACAGCAGAACGUCCAGUUACAGGCCUUCCAGAACCCGGCGCAGGUCCUCAUCCGGACACCCACGCUCACGCCCACGGGUCAGAUCAGCUGGCAGACGGUGCAGGUGCAGAAUGCCGCUAUGCCCCAGCAACUCACCCUCACACCCGUGGCCUCCAACACUGGCGGAAUUACACAGAUCGCCCCGCUUACACUAGGGGGGACGCCUAUUACCCUCAACACUGCCCAGCUGACCCCUGGGGCAGGGGUGCAGACCGUGAACAUAGCCGGCCUGGGCACCACUGGGGUACAGGGAGUGCAAGUGCAGGGAGUGCCCCUCACCAUCACAGGAGUGCAGAGUCAGCAGCAGGGUCAGGGAGGGGUCAAAGUUCAGCCCGCCCCUGUGACGGUCACCGUCGGGAACAUCGCCAACGCAGCGCUGAGCGCCGUGAGCCCGGAGCAGAUGGGUCAAGCCCAGAGUCCUUCAGAGCAGGAGGGUCAGCCUAGCAAACGACUGCGCAGAGUCGCCUGCUCGUGUCCCAACUGCAGAGACGGCGAGGGCAGAAACAGUGAUCCGUCGAAAAAGAAGCAACAUGUGUGUCACAUGGCCGGCUGCGGGAAGGUCUACGGAAAGACGUCUCACCUGAGGGCACACCUGCGUUGGCACACAGGAGAGAGACCCUUCGUCUGCAAUUGGAUCUUCUGUGGCAAACGCUUCACACGGAGCGACGAGUUACAGCGGCACCGCAGAACACAUACAGGUGAGAAGAGGUUCGAGUGUCCAGAAUGUUCCAAAAGAUUCAUGAGGAGCGACCACCUGUCGAAGCACAUCAAAACACACCAGAACAAAAAAGGAGGCACAGCUCUGGCCAUCCUCACCACCGAGGACAUGGAGGAUGAGGUGGAGGAAGGCCUGGGCUCGCCCAGAAUCGUCACAGUGGCCCCACUUUCCCAGGAUUCCAACCCGGCCACGCCCACAACAUCUAACAAUCUAGAAGAGGAGUUUGAGUAGCUCCGCCUACGAGUCCUCGGCUGAAAGCACCAUGUUUUUUAUGUUGGAUUUUAGUUGUAUGUUUUCGUUUGUUUCUUUUUUUUUUUUGGUAAUGAAAAUGGACAGCUGUUCGCGUGAUUUUUUUCAUAUGAAAAUGUAAAACUAUGGAAAAUUAUAAUACGAAAGAGUAAUCUAAAGAGAAUGGAGAAUUACCAUUGGUUUUAAGACAUACAUUGACUAUUGGUGAUGAUGAUGAGAGUAUGUCCUAUUUACGAAGUAGCACAAGGAGGGAUCUGUUUGUUCCCAGUACGAAAAAAAAAAAUCCACUAUAAAGAGUCUUUCUUUAGGGUAAAAAGAAAUAAGAAAAAUCUGUUUCUAUGCACAAACUGUAUCUUUUUCUCAAAUUAAUUAUUGGGUUCUUCUACAACCUGUUCAACCUAUUAGAGAAGGAGGAUCUAGUGAUCUAGUUUUGAUAUAAAAGUAGAUGAUGAGCCUUCUGUUCUGAAACUCGAGGUCAGUGGUGGUGAUGGUGGUCUGCGACGUGGAUUAAAAUCCAGGAAAAGGACUUGAACUCAGACAAGAACAGUGAUAGUGUGAAUCUAAAUCUGUACUCUUGUUCUACAGUAAUAGGGCUACUGUAGUUCAUUGUUCUUUACUGACUCUUAUCUUCUAACUGUCAUCAUAUCGAGAGAGGACAGAGGUGUGUUUCACAAAGCAGGAUUCUUCAGUAAACUUCAGUAAAGCCAAAUGUGAGGAUGGUUCAAUGGGAAUUCCAGUUCUCUGGAUAUUAUUGAACUGGCUUAACAUUUGGUUAAGAGAAUACUACAGUGUUCACUUUAACUUUGAAUGGUUUUAAUUUCCAUGGAAAAUAAUGUUUUUGGAUAGAUCCAAACCACUUAUAGUCCUUCUGUUAUAUUCAGUCAUCAAACCCACUGCUUUUUAAAGCUAUAUUUAUUAUUUUUGUGUUAUCUCUGUGUUGUAAGUCAGGUUGAAAGCUGAUCAAGCUAAUCAAGAAGCUACCUUUCAUAAGCUCCUAUUAUUUUCAUUUAUAUACUUAUUUUAGAAACUUCCUAAAUGGCAACUGUUGGAUUUAGUUUAAUCUAAUUGAUCAAGCCAACUGAUCAAGAAACUGUCAUUAACUGUUACAAAUGAUUUACUAAUAGUUGCCAGCCUAUUAGCUUCUUAGCUAACUAAAAUUAACCAAUUGUUACAGUUAGCAUCACAUGUUUACUAGUUAUAAUCAGUUGUCUAGGUAAUUAAAGGCUAAUUGUUAGAAUGGCUACUGUUAGAUGUGGCUGAUUAUAUAGGUUAUUUUAUUACAGAAUUGGGCCAAUGUAGUGUAAGAGGAGUCUUGCCCAAGGACUCCUAUUGGUGUACAGCAGUAUAGUCACCCAUAUUGGGAAUUGAACCCCAGUCUCCCACAUGAUAUGGUAGCUCACUGGCAUGCAGUGGUGUUAUCCACGGCACUACACCAACCACUAAAUUGGUUUACCUACAGCAAAACUGAUUAGCUGUAUAAGAAAACAGUUGAUGUUGCUAGGAUCUGCUCUUUAGCUAAUUGAGAAGCUAAAUGAUGAACUAAUGUUAUGUUUGAUUUAGUGGCUAGUGUUGUGUUCAGUUGUUUAAACAAAUUGGGAAGCUAACUCAUUGGCUUAUAAUAUAUUCAAGUAUCAAGCUAACUGAUUGGCUGUUGUUGUGUUCAGCUAAUUGAGAAGCUAACUGAUUGGCUGUUGUUGUGUUCAGCUAAUUGAGAAGCUAACUGAUUGGCUGUUGUUGUGUUCAGCUAAUUGAGAAGCUAACUGAUUGGCUGUUGUUGUGUUCAGCUAAUUGAGAAGCUAACUGAUUUGCUGCUGUUUGAUUCAGUUAUUCAGCUAAUUGAUGAUAAGCUAACUUAUCAUUGGCACGUAUGUUCAAGCACCUAGCUAACUCAUUGGCUACUGUUUUGUUUAGUUGUUUAGCUAAUCCAGAAGCUAACUGAUUGCCUCACAUUUUUUAUAUUCAGGUGUCUAAUUAACUAAUUGUCUACUUUUUUGUUUAGUUAUUCAACUAAUUUAGAAGUUAUCUGAUUGGAUUUUGACAAAUUGUGCUCUCUCAGGGCUCCGGCAGGCUACAUGACUGGGAUUCGAACCAGCGAUCUCCCGAUCACUCAGUGCCCCCAUAUUAUACACAUUUUGCAAAUUCCUACUUUGUGAAACACACCCCACAGGACAGUUUGAAGCCACGUUCUUAGAUGUUCUACGUUUACGCAGAAACCGAUCUGUCAGAUCUACGAAUUUUACGGAUAAAGAUAGAUACGAUGGAGAAAUAUUGAACACUGAAAGGUCAUUGAAAAAAAAGCACAUGAAAUAGAUUUAUGAACUGAUGCAUUCCUGUGUAGAAAUGGUUGAUGUUGAAAAAAAAGAAGGUAAAAGAAAGGGGGUAAAAAAAAAAAUACAAUCUAGCUUUCUAAGACGUGCUAUGUUAAACGAAAGCAAUACUAUAACGACAAUCCUUGUGAAACCAUGUUUACAUUAGAGAAGGAGAGAAUAGAUUUCUUUAAGAAAUGGGGGAAGAAAAAAACAACAGCCAGAUAAAAAAGGUCUUUUGGUGUCUCUAAGUCAUAUAAACUGUACUACAAUGCCUUAACACAGACUGCAGUACCAUUCUGUACAGAAUGAGUAGUGUCGAUUGGUGGGGGGGGUGGGGCUUUAUCGGACUACGAGUUGUGUGUAUACAGUCGCACACAGAUGACCAUAUGUUUCUUUUAUACAAUGAUGGUGAUGAUGAUGGUGAUGAUGAUGAAGAACACUGUGGCCAGUCAGGACACGCUGGGUACACUGUUGUUAAUCCCCUUUGGAGCAAAGAUUUAUGAGCGUCAACCUUUUUUGACAUCAGCAUUUUAUCCCGCUUCUGAUUCCUCUGUUCUGAUUGGUGGAAGCUCCCAAACUUCUCCAUCCCAACCCCACCCCUCUCUACUUACAGCCCCCAAAUGUCCUCAUCCCGACCCCACCCCUCUCCACCUACACCCUUCAAACUUCUCCAUCCCAACCCCACCUCUCUCCACUUACAGCCCCCAAAAUUCCCCAUCCCAACCUUUCCUUUCUCCACUUACAUCCCCCAAACUUCCCCAUCCCAACCCCACCCCUCUCCACCUACAGCCCACAAACUUCCCCAUCCAAACCCCACCCCUCUCCACCUGCAGCCCCAAAACUUCUCCACCCCAAACCCCACCCCUCUCCACCUACAGCCCCCCAAACUUCUCCAUCCCAACCCCAUGCCUUUCCACCUACAGCCCUCAAACUUCUCCAUCCCAACCUCACCCCACUCCACCUGCAGCCCCCGAACGUCCCCAACCCAACUCCACCCCUCUCCACCUGCAGUCCCCAAACUUCCCCUUCCCAACCCCCUCCCCUCUUCACCUACAGCCCCGAACUUCUCCAUCCUGACCCCACCCCUCUUCACCUACAGCUCCCAAGCUUCUCCAUCCCAACCCCACCCCUCUCCACCUACAGCCCCCAAACUUCUCCAUCCCAACCCCACCCCUCUCCACCUACAGCCCCCGAACUUCUCCAUCCCAACCCCACCUCUCUCCACCUACAGCCCCCAAACGUCUCCAUCCCAACCCCCUCCCCUCUCCACCUACAGCCCCCAAACUUCUCCAUCCCAACCCCACCCCUCUCCACCUACAGCCCCCAAACUUCUCCAUCCCAACCCCACCCCUCUCCACCUACAGCCCCCAAACUUCCCCAUCCCAACCCCACCCCUCUUCACCUGCAGCCUCCAAACUUUCCCAUCCCAACCUUACACCUCUCCACCUACAGCCCCCAAAACAGGACUUUUCCCAUCAGUCUUUUACACUUCCUUUUUUAAGAAUCAGCCCCCGAUUCUCCAUCCUGUGCCCCUAAAACCCGCUGCACUUCUCCAGACCUGGGGCCACUCGCUCGCUUCUGCUUCUUUUGCAUCAGAAGGGCUCGAGCCCACCUUAGCUCAGUUUGGUGUUCUGAGAUGUUUCUGGUGGUGUUUUUUUUAUUUUUAUUUGUGAAAAAUGUCUUUUAUUUUUUAUUUCUUUAUCCUUCCCUCCCUCUCUCUCGCUCUCUCUCUCUCUUUUUCUUUAACACAGACUGUGUAUAUCGCUAAUUUAUUAUUUAUCCUCAUUUCAAUAUUUGCCUUUGCAAAUCGCUGAUUUGAUGUGUAUCGUACGCCGUUGAGUCCGAUUAUGUGCAGCAUGUUUUUCGUUCUGCUCUAGUAAUGAUUUAUGAUUUAUGAUUUCUACUCGUGGUCCUUUUUAUAUAAGUAUAACCAUAGCUUUUUAAUUUAUAUGACUUCUUUUUUUUUCUCACACCAUAACAUGUUUCAGAAGAAAGAAGAAGAUUAAAAAAAAAAAAAAACAAUAAUAAUAAUAAUAUGUGGAGAAAAAAGAAAAAAAAAAUACGUUUAAAAUGAAUGGUUGAUACCAAACAAUUUAGAUGUUUUUUGGUAAUAUUUUGUGUGACGAUUUUUUUCUUUGAUAUUUUCUAGUGGCAUCUCAUUUGUAAAUCUUUUUCUAAGAUGUUGGUUUGUCCUCAUGACAUUUGAUAAUGUUUUUUUCUCUCGCCAGGUUAGCCUAAAAGGCUGCGGUUUAUUGAUAUUUUUAAAAUAACUUUGUACAAAUGUGUUAUGUUAAUGGGUAAAAAAAACAAACAAAAAAAAACAAAUAAAAAAUAGAAAAAUAUCUUUGCCUGCAUAACACUGGAGAUUAAAAGUGAAUAAAUCUGUCUUAAAUAUA